GGAAUCUGUUCGUGUCUCUCUUUGAAAACGAAUUUCGUGUUUAUUGUCAGGCUUCUUUUUGUAUCAGACACUUUAGAAAACUGAUUUCAAUGAGGGAAGCUGAAGCUGGAAGUCCUAUGAGUAGAGAAUCCAGCCGUCAAUUGGUGAAUGAUAGUAUUAGAAAUGAUGGACUCCUUCCUCAACUAUUCACUUCUGUACCAGCUCUUAAUGAAGCUGCUUCUUAUCUUGCUCAAACAACCUCAUUGAUAACUGGCUGUUUCUCUGAUUAUUCUGUGGAACAUUCUUCGGGAGAUUCUGAGGAUUCAAUUAGACAUGCCCAGGAACUGGUUACUUUUUCUUCUGGACAAACUGAGCAAUCUCAGGAGUAUUCGAGUAAUAUUCAUUCAACUUCAUCUGAACCAUCUACUUCUGCAACUUCCCCUUUGCCUAAUCCUGACGGUGUAACGGAUUCUACUCAUGUGCUUGUAGAAUCAAAUGAUACUGGUCCGAAUGGGAUUUCAAUUUUUAAAGGGCUUAUUGAACGGGCACGGAGAACUGUUCAUGGUUCUGCAGAUGAUAUAGGAUGGCUACAGCGUGAUCCACAGAUGCCUCCAGUUGAAGAUGGAACGGAAAAGUUUUUGGAAAUUCUUGACAAUAUCAGGCAUGGUCUGCACAAACUGCCAAACUCAAUGGUCUACUUGUUAGUUCCAGGUCUGUUUAGCAAUCAUGGUCCACUUUAUUUUGUUAAUACAAAAAUGAGUUUCUCAAAGAUGGGUCUGGCCUGUCACAUUGCCAAGAUUCACAGCGAGGCUUCAGUUGAGAAAAAUGCUAGAGAGAUAAAAGAAUACAUUGAGGAAAUCUAUUGGGGUUCAAAGAAACGUGUUUUGCUUCUUGGACAUAGCAAAGGGGGGGUAGAUGCAGCUGCUGCAUUAUCAUUGUAUUGGCCUGACUUGAAAGAUAAGGUUGCUGGGUUGGCAUUAGCGCAGAGCCCAUAUGGUGGGAGCCCUAUAGCUUCAGAUAUUUUACGAGAAGGACAACUUGGUGAUUAUGUCCAUUUACGGAAACUUAUGGAGAUUCUGAUCUGUAAAGUGAUCAAGGGCGACUUGCAAUCUUUAGAAGACUUGACUUACGAGAGGAGGAAGGAAUUUUUGAGGAAACACCAACUACCAAGAGAACUUCCUGUCGUCUCAUUUCAUACGGAAGCUGGCAUUACUCCUGCAGUUCUUGCCACAUUAUCUCAUGUUGCUCAUGCAGAGCUGCCCUCCCUAUCAGCAGGCGAACCUGCAAAAGUUGCAGUGGUAAUGCCCCUUGGUGCGGCAAUGGCAGCAUGUGCCCAGCUUUUACAGGUGAGGUAUGGUGAGAAGAGUGAUGGGCUUGUCACCUGUCGUGAUGCGGAAGUACCUGGAUCCAUUGUAGUGCGGCCUAAACGUAAACUAGACCAUGCUUGGAUGGUUUAUUCUUCAUUGAAUGAUGAUCCUUCUGAGGCAGAUGCUUCCCAAGUUUGUGAGGCACUUUUGACUUUGCUUGUGGAAGUUGGGCAGAAAAAGAGGCAUGAACUUGCAAUGAAAGAUGAAUGACAUGUAUUAUUCCAUUCCACAUCUCAUGUUAUCAUGCCGUGGUGAACUGUUAUAGUUAUACCCUUUUCUAUUUUAUUAUUCCAUAUUUUCUUUCCUUAUCAACAUGGCGUCAUUUUUUAUUGAAUUGGACACUUUUUUGUGUGUAUAUAAAUGGACUGCAGACGCUCAAGCUUAGAAUGUAAAGAUCAAAAAGAAAUUUACUUUGAAACCAGCAAUAAUAAUAAUAAAAAGUCAAGAGAUAUAGACAGAUGAA
Pistacia vera is the source of this 1809-nucleotide messenger RNA. RefSeq lists its product as uncharacterized. Lineage: Eukaryota; Viridiplantae; Streptophyta; Magnoliopsida; Sapindales; Anacardiaceae. The record is from RefSeq and is a predicted model, not a curated record. The coding region runs from base 90 to 1556 and encodes 488 amino acids. The transcript is spliced from 9 exons.